Cyprinus carpio (common carp) is the source of this 3740-nucleotide messenger RNA. Its product is annotated as zinc finger protein 750-like. Gene Ontology annotation, biological process: positive regulation of transcription by RNA polymerase II; epidermis development. The record is from RefSeq and is a predicted model, not a curated record. The coding region runs from base 1314 to 3314 and encodes 666 amino acids. Gene Ontology annotation, cellular component: nucleus. NCBI's taxonomy places the organism in Eukaryota, Metazoa, Chordata, Actinopteri, Cypriniformes, Cyprinidae. The transcript is spliced from 2 exons. Gene Ontology annotation, molecular function: DNA-binding transcription activator activity, RNA polymerase II-specific; promoter-specific chromatin binding; RNA polymerase II cis-regulatory region sequence-specific DNA binding.
CACUCCUGGGCUAAUUCAACCAUUCAGGCAAGCAUAAGCUACAAACAGCUUCUCGUCCAUGUGAAUUCUUGCUAGCAGGUGAGACAGGAGGCAAACUAGCAACGUAUAGUGGCUUGGGGCUUGCCAAAUAUCAGGCACAUUGAUGCUGCCUCAGGGCUCUACUGCUUGGGCAUAGACUCCACCCCACAGAGUCAACACCUCAGAGAGGACGUGAGAGACUCAUCAGAAACUAGACAGAACUCCUAAACGAACAGACACCUGCUCUCAAGGACAACCACGUCGUCCAAUCUGUUCUACUGUGGGACCAUCAUACGUUUCAGGAGGUCCACUGUGGAAAUACAUCCAUCGACGAUACAUCCAACAUCCCAAACAACGAGUCUAAAUACAGGUAAGGCUGCAGCAUAGUCAGUAAGACUUCCAGUGGCAACUGUUCUUAUUGCUGUUCACAUGUACUUUUAGUGUUUGUAAAGGCUGAAUUGCUGAUGUACUUUGUAGCAGGUGUUUCAGGGGUAGCUCUAAAUUGCUGACUACAGAUGCACCUGUAGCUGUAGAAAAUAUUCUAAUGUAUUUGCCAUGUUGUUGUACAUGUAAUAUCUUAAUAACCAAAAAAUUCCAUUUAGAAAUAUAAAGUCUUAUAUUAUGCUGAAAUCACAAGACAUCGUUGUGCCCCAAGAAAAAUGACUAAUAACCAAGAAACAAGGAAAUGAUACACACAACAGCAAAAUUAACUACAAAAAAAUAUUUAAUUUGUGCCUUAAGGAGGGAGCGGCUUCGUAUGAAACAUGGGAGCCAAAACCUGAGCCACCACUUCUUGCGACAGCCUGUGACAAACAGGUUCCUUAAGGCGGAGUCAUUUUCUGCAUAACUUACCUGGCAAUCUCUUUCGUCAAUCUUCUUCUUCCCAAUACAAACCUUCAGGCCCCAAAAUCUUUGCACACUUACCAGACCAUUAUGUAUCCUGAUUGUUGUGCAGAAUUGUAGAAGUAGUUUCCUUCAAGCACUGAAGCAGUUCAAUUGGUUGCAGAUGUUAUAACAGAUGAAAUUUCAUUCUAAUAGCUCUGGUAGCUUCUCUACAUUUACAGUGUAAGUGAGAUACAUUUUUAAAAUGUCUAAGAGUUUGUAUCCUGCAGGUAAGGUCAUGGGAAACAGGUGUAUGUGGUUUCCCACGCCAUCAGGUUUUGAAAAAGGGGAGCAUGUUUCUACAGGCCUACCCUGGCUUUAGCAAAGAAGCUAGAGCAUGUCAUGCUAACACGCAGGCCAUCAAACAAUACAGAACAGCUACAGCCUAGUUGAAAACUCAAGGGAAAGUGAACAUGCAAACUUUUGUUUUAUUGAGUCACUACCUUUCUGACCCAUCAAACAGAAGACGCUCUGCUUCAAGGUGUGGCAAAACAGUUAAUUUUUUUCUUUUUUCUUUAAGGCUGACAAAUCACGCAGUAUUGGAGUUGGACAACUGCACCAGUAUGGACACUCUCCAGGGAAGAAAACCGAAGAAACCCCAUUACAUUCCCCGCCCUCCUGGCAAACCGUUCAAAUAUCAGUGUUUCCAAUGUCCCUUCACCUGCAACAUCAAGUCUCAUCUCUUCAACCACAUGAAGUAUAACCUGUGCAAGAACUCCAUCUCUCUGGUGUCCCAGCGCAUGGAACAGACAGGGAAAACGCAGAGAACUUCCCAGCAUAAUUUCCCCUUCAACCACAAGAGUAAAGAGCCACCCCUGGAAGCUGAAGCCAGCAAACCUACAGAAAGUGUCAACAACAAGGUUGAACAAGAGGAGAUGGGUAAAGGAACAAGAGAAAAGCCUGGAAGUCCCAUCAAGGAGGUCACUAAAGAUGUCCCUGAGCCAAUCUGUAAGACCAGGGACAAAAAUGGAGACAUAGACAUUGAACAAAACAAAAUAACUUCAGCUUUCUCACCGGUUGCACGAACAUGUGAAAGCGAAGCUCUAUCUCGGUCUCCACACAAAGAUGAUCCAUCAUCUUCUUCAGCCAUUCCUCAGUUUUACCACCAAAUGGCACCCUGGGCCCCACCUGCUUCCACAGCACCGCUUCUUCCUCUAAUACCGGACUAUCCAUCAUACAUGAUAUCUGAGAGGCCCUUGCAUUCUCUCUACACACCCUACUCACAAAAUCAAGCAAACACCCCAGCCUACCAACUUGUACCUCGAGAGACCCAAAGACCUCUUGUUCCAUCACCUUUGGUCCCACCUAGUACUUCCCUUCUCCAUCCUUAUCACUAUAGAUAUGCCCAUCCUAUUAUCCCUGGUCCACCUCUACCCUACAGCCUCUACCAACACCCUGAAUUUUCCAUGUCCUUACAGAGAACCAGGUAUCAUCCUCUGGAUGUGUACAGCAACAGAUUUUAUCCUCGAGAGUAUGGAGGGCAUCUAGUACCCCUACCUCAUCCUGAUUCUUACAGCAGACUUCCUGAGGACAGAGCUUUCCAGGAGCACAAAACAGUAGACAAAGGUACUCGCCAGAGUCCUUUAGCAGGGUGUGCCGCCUCUGGGUCUCCAGACAGGCCUAGUACCGCAGAUGUCACCCAGCGGAUCCCUGUUACACUCAGGCACGCUUCUCAUGGGGAAUCAUUCCCAGUUAGUCAAUCACAGCAUGUUGAACCAGCGGCAACUACAUCAACUGAAAACUUACCCAAGAAAUCAUGUGGACAAUCUCAAGAGAGCAUGUUACAAAAUAAAGAGAGGAAUGAACCACAAACCACAGUUUCUGCAAGAAGCAGUGAGAUUUCAUCAGAAAAGGAAGAUGAAGAAACCGAGGAAGAGCCAGCUCCUCUUAACCUUUCAAAGAGGGACCAGGCCGUAUCCAGCAACAUGACACACCACUACCCUGAAUGCGAGCUCAAUUAUGAUUCAGAAAGUAGUGAAGAGGCACCGCUCAACCUCUGCCUCAGGGUUCAGUCCAACAACCUAGCCUUGCUCAACACCACAGGCUCUGAAACUCCAGAAAGACAAACCAUUAUAAAUGCUGAGGUAUGCACAAUUGUUCCACCCAAAGAACAAGAAAUAGACCCAUGUGACCAGAGGCACUCUGCUGCCUUCGCUCUGUGCCAGCUAGCUAGCUCAAAGGACAUUUUCAAUGACUCCUCUAUUGGCCAACAAGAAACAACGGAGGGCCAGAACAGCCAUAGUCUUCCUCCCCCAGACAAGAGCCCAGUCAAAGACACUCCAGACACACCAAAACAGAGCACACGGGCACUGGGACAAAAACGGGUAAACAAUAGACCUCUGAGGCACACUGCCAAAAGAGCAAAGGUCAAAGAACCUGCUCGAACUCAAAGAAAGAGGUCACAAAACUGCUGAUUCAGAGAUCCCAAAGUGUGGACUGCUGCAAAUCAGACAGAAGGAGCUCCAGCGAAAAAGAUCAAUACUCAAGAGACUUCACAGGAAGACGUCUACAUUAAAGUCUUCAAUUAUUGUUCUAUUUAUGUCUGUAAAAUUGCUUAUCAUUAGAGUUCAAAGGUCAUGGGAUCAAUUCCAAGGGUACACAUGAACUGGCAACAUUAAUGUAAGCAGUUUUGGACAAAACAUUUGCUAAAAGCUUAAAUGUACAUGUGGAUAAUUCCCAAAUAUUCUAAGUGUAUAACAUGAAGCACUGAUUGGAAGAAAAAGAGCAGCCCAGAUUGUACACUGAGAAUCUUGUGUGCUUUGAGAAAACAUGUAACAGAUCAUUAAAGGGAGCUGGGUGGUGGCAUUUUUUUAAAAAUAAAGGAUCUUGUUAAACUUGAA